This is a messenger RNA of Plasmodium inui San Antonio 1, 321 nucleotides long. RefSeq lists its product as hypothetical. Bases 1 to 321 code for a protein of 106 amino acids. The record is from RefSeq and is a predicted model, not a curated record. The transcript has a single exon. Lineage: Eukaryota; Apicomplexa; Aconoidasida; Haemosporida; Plasmodiidae.
AUGAAGCAAAACCAGGGGACAAAUAACGCAGCGGAUGAGGAGACGACCAAUCCGGAAGCGAACGCGCAAGUAGUGACGCACGGGAUUAGUCACCCUGACGGUACUGUCGACUUGGCGAGAGUGACCGUGCAGUACAGCGUGUAUAGCUCAUGCCUUCUGCUGCUGUCCAGCCUUCAGCUGCAUUUUAUGUGCGAAGAGAAGAGCUCCAAAAAAAAAAAAAAAAAAAGGCAGCACAUUCAAACGAGGUAUACCCAGAGAAGGAAAAAGAUAAUUAUCAUGAUCAUCAUCAGCAGAAGCAGCUCGGUGGAAGGGCCAGUAUGA